GCCACAAGCGCCCGUCCAAGCUGCCAACCUCGUUUCCCACUUACUCCCCGGCGCUAUGCCACCUCGUCUGACCCAGUUCCCCGACCGUUCAUUUGCAUUGAGCUGCUAGAGCUCCAAUCCUCCGUCAAUCCACCUCCUUGCUCCCUCCCCCUCCGAACGCUCUCUCGCCUUGUGCUCCUCCCUCCGUGGUUAGUCGCCUAUCCUCACACGAACCACUGGAGAUCAUGUCGACGGGGGCUCCCGUGUCCACCGUGGAUACCAUUUCUCAGGUACAUGGUCUAGGACAUUCUCGGGGUCGGGGUCAUUCGCGUGCCUCUCGCUGGUCAAAUGGUCCCAUCUCCAUCUCGGCUUCCUCCUUCGAUGCCUCCUCGGCGCAACAACAGCCCCCACAGCCUCUACCGAAUACACAACUCACCAAUGGCCAAAUUGUGAGCCCAACGUGGCUGGAACACCCUCACACACAUUCACACGCUCACUCCCAUUCGCAUUCUCAUUCCCAUUCCCACUCUCACUCCCACUCAACUCCUACUGUGUGGGAACAUGCUCAUCACACGAGCCUCGGCUCUAUCAAUCACUCUAAGAGCGAUAGCGUGACGGUCUUGGUUGGAGCUCAAUCGGUCAGCACUUCAAUCGACUCUCAAUCGAGCACGACUCAGGAAGUUCUCUCUGGCCUUCUCCUCUCGCUGCCGUGGAUCAUCCUGUCCUGGUACCACCAACAACAUGCGCUUUGGCAGACAACGCUCUCGACAAGCGAUGACCCCGCUGCAUCUAGCCCAGCAAACGGGGCCUUGGGGCAGGCUGCCAGCAAAACAUCCAUGCUGACCGCUGCUACAAUGGUUGUAUAUGGGUGUGGGCAAUUACUUCGAUCCAUCCAACGAGGAGGGAGUGACUCGGGGGUUACACUGCCUCAUUUGGGCUCCAGCGCGGCAAGUGCUGUUUUGCUUCGGGUGUCUUCGGUCGCAUUGCCGAUAUAUGCGACAUUGAAGGUGGGAGGGUUCCUUGUCGCAUGCGGCUUGUUGCUUCCUGUAGCGUCAGGGUUGCCGACCGUCGUUCAGGGCUUUGGACUUCACAGCAGUGCACAGUCCCGGUUUGGCCAAAAGAAAGUGACGGUCAUGCUUCUCAUCACCCUUGUUGCGCUGAGCCUUUGGGGUAUGAAUGCGACGCGAGACCCUCACCCAUACCUGGGCUAUGUCGCUUUGCUCACCUCGGUCUUCGUUCUUCGGCCCCCUUUGGCUGGGGCUUUGUCCAUUUCUGCUGAUCUGGAUUACUUGACGUCUAAUGGCACAGUGUCCCAGAAGCAAGCUGAAAAGCAGGGCUCGGGAGCCAUCUCGUCAAGUGAUUCAAUUCUGGCCAUUCUUUCAGGCAUUAUCCUGGCACUUAUCACUGUUGUUGUUUCCGGCAAUGUGUCUCUGCAACCGACCAACAUGCUGUACCAGUUUGCAGCUGCUGGAGCGCUUGCAACGUGCUUAAUAUUUGUUUCUUCUUCCCAUCUACGCUCACCACAAAAGAUAGGUCUUGUUAUCGGAGUCGGAGCUGCCGCUCUCUUAAGCUCCCCGCCGCUGCAAGAGAAAACUCACCUGGCUUAUGUAGCUCGUGCCAUUGCAACUGCUGCCUCGUUCCUUGCUGCCAGAUUCGACGACAGACAAUUGCGCCUUUCGCAGCAUUCUCAUACCCAUAAUCACCAUCAUCAUGCCCACUCUGGAGCUGAUGCUACGAAGAUAACGAGGCUCAUCAUCCAGUACAGCGAGCCUUAUCCCCUUUUGUACAGUAUUCUCAAGGAGAGCGAUUCGCGACGCAUCUUCUACUUCAUGAGUCUUAAUUUUGCCUUUAUGCUUGUUCAGCUGUCCUAUGGAUUUAUGACAGGGUCUCUGGGUCUUCUUAGUGACAGUAUUCAUAUGUUUUUCGACUGCUUGGCGCUCGUGGUUGGCCUUUGUGCUGCUGUCAUGAGUAAAUGGCCCCCGAGCUCUAGAUUCCCCUAUGGCUAUGGCAAAGUCGACACGCUGUCUGGGUUUGCCAAUGGCAUCUUCCUCAUGAUCAUCAGCAUCGAAAUCAUCUAUGAAGCCGUCGAGCGGCUUUCAUCAGGCAGUCAGAUGCAUCGCCUCGGCGAACUACUGGCCGUGAGUGUUGCGGGUCUCCUCGUCAACCUUGUCGGAAUCAUGGCAUUCGAUCAUGGACAUGCACACGGCCACGAUCACAGUCACGGGCACUCGCACGGAAACGAGAACAUGCACGGCAUUUUCCUACACAUUCUCGCCGACACUCUUGGCUCCGUGGCUGUUGUGAUCUCGACCAUUCUCGUGCACUACUCUGGCUGGCCAGGGUUCGAUCCAAUUGCCUCCUCUUUCAUCGCAAUCUUGAUUUUUGCCUCGGCAAUCCCGCUUGUCAGCAGCACCGCGAAGAGUUUGCUGCUCACCCUUCCAGCUGACAUUGAAUACAAUGUCCGCGAAACCCUUGCUGGCGUUAGCACUUUACGGGGCGUUGUCGGGUACACCGUCCCGAAAUUCUGGCUGGACGAUACUGGGAAGGAAACCGGCCACCACCACCACCACCACCACCAUCAUCACGACGACCAUGCUCAUGAUCAUGGAUGCAACCACAGUCAUACUCAUAGUCACAACCAUAGCCACGAUCACGAUCAUGCUCACGACCACGGCCAUACUCACAGUCACAGUCAUGACCACCAUUCCCACAGCCACGAUGAUCACGAUCACGAUCACCAUGACACGCAUACUCCCAACGUCCUUGGCGUAAUUCAUGUCAUUGCCUCUCGCAGCUCCGAUCUCGAAGAUGUCCGCCAACGCACCGUGGACUACCUCCGCGAAAAGGGCAUGGACAUUCUCGUCCAGGUCGAGCGCGAAGGAGACGGCCGUUGUUGGUGUGGUGGCGGCGGGAAUAAGCAUUCUUGAUUGAUUGAUUGCUUUUAUUGCCUUGAUUUCCUCCUUUUUAAAUCCUUUUCUAAUACAUACUAUUUGAAGCUCUUGGCUAAGCUAGGUAGAUAGAUUUGACUUCCUGAAUGGAGUCUUUCUUUCCUCCGUGUAUCUUCUAUUAUUUUCCUCUAGUAUUUUCUAGGACGAUG
Molecule: messenger RNA, 3076 nt
Organism: Aspergillus neoniger CBS 115656
Lineage: Eukaryota; Fungi; Ascomycota; Eurotiomycetes; Eurotiales; Aspergillaceae
Product: metal cation transporter MSC2
Exons: 4
Coding region: 225-2906 (893 amino acids)
Biological process (GO): intracellular zinc ion homeostasis; transmembrane transport; zinc ion transport
Cellular component (GO): Golgi apparatus; membrane
Molecular function (GO): zinc ion transmembrane transporter activity
Source: RefSeq, a predicted model, not a curated record